CUAAACUACUUCUCUCUCUCUCUCUCUCCUCCGGUUUCUUCCUUGACAGUUCAGUCUUAUCUCUCUACGAACCUGCUCAGAUAGAGAGAGUGGUUGCUGGUGCGUGAUUCUAGGGUUCCGUCGCUUUGUUCCAGCUUGAGUUUUCUGGGAAAGAUUGCAGAAAUGAAGGAAGAGUAAUCGAUAAGAGUUGAUUAUAUCCUCCCUCCUCUGAGCAUUCCAUCCGGAGAUUCUUUGGUUUUUUAAAGUGUGGAUUCUUAAAGAGUGGAAGGAAACAUGGCAGCUAAUAGUAGAUCCAAGUCGGAGAAGAAGGAUGCGGAGAAGCAGCUCCGGCGGGACCCUUACGAGGUUCUUGGAGUCUUGAAGAACUCUACGGAUCAGGAGAUUAAGAGCGCUUAUCGGAAACUAGCUCUCAAGUACCAUCCUGAUAAGACUGCUAAUGACCCUGUUGCAGCCGACAUGUUUAAGGAGGUCACCUUUUCCUACAACAUCUUGUCUGACCCUGAGAAACGCCGCCAGUAUGAUUCUGCUGGUUUUGAGGCCGUUGAAGCAGAAGGCCAAGAGCUGGAGCUGGAUCUCUCAAGUUUAGGAGCUGUUAAUACUGUCUUUGCAGCUUUGUUUAGCAAACUCGGUGUGCCGAUUAAAACAUCUGUGUCUGCAACUAUAUUGGAGGAGGCUCUUAAUGGCAGAGUUUCAGUUGAUCCUCUUUUACUUGGACAAGCUGUUACUAAAAAGGUUGAAAAGCAAUGUGCACACUUUUAUGCUGUCACAGUAACAGAAGAGGAAGUAAGUUCCGGGUUGGUCUGCAGAGUAGAAUCAUCUAGCAAAAGCAAAUUCAAGUUACUCUACUUUGAUCAAGAAGCCAAUAGCGGAUUGAGCUUAGCCCUGCAGGAGGACAGCAAAAGAACUGGCAAGAUAACAUCUGCCGGGAUGUACUUUCUCGGUUUCCCUGUCUACCGGUUGGAUCAUACCAACAAUUCGAUGGCUCAAGCAAAGGAUCCAGAAACUGCGUUCUUCAAAAAGCUUGAUGGGUUUCAGCAAUGCGAACUUACUGAGCUUAAGGCUGGCACUCACGUUUUUGCUGUCUAUGGUGAUAAUUUUUUCAAAAGCGUGAACUACACAAUCCAAGUUCUUUGUGCUGCCUCAUAUACUCAAGAAAAAGAAGACCUUAGGUCUGUAGAAGCUCAGAUCCUCACUAAAAGGGCAGAGCUUGCAAAGUUUGAGACAGAGUACAGGGAAGUGCUUGUGCAGUUCACCGAUAUGACCAGUAGAUACGCUCAGGAAAUGCAAUCGAUUGAUGAGCUUCUGAAGCAGAGAAAUGAAAUUCAUUCAGCCUACACAACAGGUCCAGUGAUAAAGCGGAGCUCGAGCAAGAACAGACUGAACAGACUAAGAAAGAGCUCGUUCAAGAAGGCAGCGGCCGAGGCGCCUGCACCAACUGAGCAGGAAGAAGAGGACGAGGAGGAAGAGGAAGAGGAAGAAAGCAGCAGAGAGAAGAACAAGAAACCAAGUACUUGUGAUCAGUCUGAGACGCUUAAGAAGAAAAGCAAAUGGUACAAAUUACAUUUGAAAUUGGACAAGAAAAAACCUUGUUGAAGUCUUUUUUUAUCCAUCCUCUUUUGCUUUCUUUUCAUUAAUACAUUUAUAUUUUUCUCCCUCUACCUUUAGGCAUCCUUGUAUCUGUAAAUCAUUUGAUAUUUUUCUCCAACUUGUUAUUCGUAUUAAUCAACUCUUUAUUUUUGACAAUUA
Messenger RNA from Raphanus sativus (radish), 1746 nucleotides. Its product is annotated as chaperone protein dnaJ 16. The transcript is spliced from 10 exons. NCBI's taxonomy places the organism in Eukaryota, Viridiplantae, Streptophyta, Magnoliopsida, Brassicales, Brassicaceae. The coding region runs from base 274 to 1593 and encodes 439 amino acids. The record is from RefSeq and is a predicted model, not a curated record.